AUGCCUACAAACCUUUCUUCAACCCCGGUGGCCCCUUCGACGACCACCGGUCCUUCCUCUCAAUCCAGUCGACAGCAGGGUCUCCAGCCAUCGGCAACGUCUCCCGCGUCCUCGUCAUCCUCGAUCGCGUUUCCCACACUGCCCGGCACGUCCCAGCAACCAUCCGCCGCCGCGCCAUCAGACGAUAGCAACGGUUUCGAAAUGGCGCCAAUUACCGGCCAUCGACGGCGCAAGAGCAGUCUGAUGAACCCUGCCGGCCAUCUCCCUGCUCCCGGUGACCGUACAUCUUCGCGCAGUCCGCACGAUCGCCGAAAGUCUGGGAGCUUCUCGGGCCUGAGCGGCCACGAGCUCACGGCAGGCCCGGCCCACGACAGAGACGAUUGGAGCCAGGAGAGCUUCAGCGACGAGGAUCUGCACGAUGACGAGGAGCUGGGUCUCACAGCGCAAGACCGUGCCCGCAAGCAAAAGCAGCGACGGAAGCUCACUCGACUGGACCAGCGCAUUGCUCGAGAGAAGAACCUGUCGGUAGACGAGCAAAAAGAAGCAGACAAGAGCGUCAUGAGGCGACUGAUGAUAAACGGAGGGCUUAUACUGCUUUGGUACAUUUUCUCCCUAUCUAUUUCAUUGUACAACAAAUGGAUGUUUGACAAGGACCGACUCAACUUUGCCUUCCCACUCUUUACGACAGCCAUGCACAUGCUUGUGCAAUUUUCUCUCGCCUCUCUCGUCUUAUACUGUUUUCCUUCCUUUCGACCAUAUCGCAAACAUACUUCCGAUCUCGGAAGUUCGCGGCACGAAGACGAGCCCAAUUCGUCUAAAAUGUCGAAGCUGUACUACCUCACCAGAAUUGGUCCGUGUGGUGCUGCGACCAGCUUGGACAUUGGACUCGGAAACAUGUCGCUCAAGUCCAUUACACUCACUUUUUACACCAUGUGCAAAUCCUCCUCUUUAGCUUUCGUCUUGAUUUUCGCCUUCGUCUUUCGUCUCGAACAGCCGACGUGGCGUCUUGUCGCAAUCAUUGCCAUAAUGACUGCCGGUGUAAUUCUCAUGGUCUCCGGUGAAGUCGAGUUUAAGCUCUCUGGAUUUCUGCUCGUCAUUUCCGCCGCAUUCUUCUCCGGCUUUCGCUGGGGUCUGACACAGCUGCUGCUUCUCCGCAACCCGGCGACCUCGAACCCUUUUUCUAGCAUUUUCUUCCUCUCGCCCGUCAUGUUCAUCACACUGUUUGCCAUGGCUAUUCCCGUGGAAGGCUUCAGCGAGCUAUUUGAGGGCCUCGGUCGCAUCAGCCAGGAAUUUGGCACAUUCAUGACGCCAGUGUUUUUGUUAUUCCCUGGCUGCAUCGCAUUCCUCAUGAUAGCAUCAGAGUUCGCGUUGCUUCAACGCACCUCGGUCGUCACGCUCUCCAUUGCGGGCAUCUUCAAAGAAGUCGUCACAAUUGGCGCAGCCUCCCUUAUCUUCCACGACGAGUUGAGUCUCAUCAACGUUAUUGGCCUGCUCACAACACUCGUAGCCAUUGGCGCGUACAACUAUGUCAAGAUUUCCAAGAUGCGCGCCGAGGCGCAACAAAAGGUCCACGGCCCUAGUGAAAGCGACAAGGGGCUUUCUAGCUAUACCGGCAGCGACAUUGAUAACGACGACGCCAACGAAGAAUCCGCCGGACUGCUGCAGCAAGGUGAACCAAACGCACCGCUGCCUUCUGUUGCGGAGGACGAGCGAACGAAGUAG
Messenger RNA from Akanthomyces muscarius, 1722 nucleotides. RefSeq lists its product as uncharacterized. Gene Ontology annotation, cellular component: endoplasmic reticulum-Golgi intermediate compartment; cis-Golgi network; Golgi apparatus. NCBI's taxonomy places the organism in Eukaryota, Fungi, Ascomycota, Sordariomycetes, Hypocreales, Cordycipitaceae. Gene Ontology annotation, molecular function: antiporter activity. The transcript is spliced from 3 exons. The coding region runs from base 1 to 1722 and encodes 573 amino acids. The record is from RefSeq and is a predicted model, not a curated record. Gene Ontology annotation, biological process: UDP-glucose transmembrane transport.